Molecule: messenger RNA, 2793 nt
Organism: Paramacrobiotus metropolitanus
Lineage: Eukaryota; Metazoa; Tardigrada; Eutardigrada; Parachela; Macrobiotidae
Exons: 10
Coding region: 232-2598 (788 amino acids)
Molecular function (GO): nucleic acid binding
Source: RefSeq, a predicted model, not a curated record
AUUCAUAUUUUGAGUUCAAAUCGUGAUUAAAAUUUUAACGCGAUAGAUUUUUUGCGUUUCCGGGUUCCUGGUUGUUUUAAUCGGAAAUCCACAAUCUUGGUAAAUUUCUAUUGAAUUAAAAGUUUUCUUACAGAAUAAACUCGUACAUGAAAAAACGAUUUCCUGACUUCUGAGCGGCGCAUACACUUGUUAGUUACUCCUCCGCCCUAUGUAUUCGCCUUGACUCUUAAUAUGGACGAUCCAGUGAAAUGCACGAAGGUUGAAGAAUUUCGUGGGUCUAAAGAAAGCCCAUGGAGCUGGAAUACGCGACGCAAAUUUCUGUUAUGUCAUUACGACAAACCAGAAGGGCUGGACAUGAUAAAUUGUUAUUCGUGGAUUCUAAUUAAUAACAAGAGUUUGGGCUGCCGCUAUGAAACGGCACACAUGGAGAAGUUAAACAGAAUGGCCGCGGAGGCUUUCAUUUUGGAGGAUUUGGAAAAAGGAGGACCCACACCAGUGAUCCAGCCCUAUGCGGCUGCCAGUGGUCGUGGCCGUGGAAAAAACCGUGGGAACAAGGAGAACGCCGGCUUCGUAGAUGGAGAAAUGAAUGGGAACGGGUUUUUGUCUGGAGGCUUUUUGGACAGCCGCCAAGCGUUGGACGCCCAGAUUGCCACCUGCAUGUCGUCUAGUUCAAUGGAGAACGCCGGGUUGGAUGGUAGUCCGGUGCCAGCCUCAAGUUUUUUCACUAAGGACUACGUGAAACCACCGGCCAUCAAUCCUGCAUCAUUUGGAAGACUGUCGGGAAGCAGUCCUGGACGCGACACGGAGGCACUGACACCCGACGAAGAAGUUGCGCAGCUGACCAGAUCCGAUGGCGAAGAAUCAGAUGUAGAUAAUGGAGUGGUAUUGCCGGGAUCACUAAACAUUUAUGGCAGAAGUGACUCGGAUUACUAUUUCGAUGCGUCUAUGCUGAGUUCGGAGUUAAUUGCAUCGGAAGUUGAACAGCCGGAAAUCGAGCGUCCUCCUUCGCAUCCCGAAGUGCUGGCGCGUUCUUUGUCGGAUGCCGAGGAUGAAAUGGCGCAGAAUUUUAAAGAGGAAAAUAUUCCAGAGGAUGUUUUAAAAACAGUGGAAAGCCUCGUGGGUCCGGCUAGUGACAAUUUGCCGUCAUCAAGUAAAAAACUGGAACCUCGUACAGUGAUCGAAACGGAUAAGAAGGACGACGGGGUUGGGCGGCUUCACAUUUCUGGCAGCCAACUUGCGGAGCUGACCCAAAUCGCUCCACGAAAUGCCUUGCUUGCUGGUCUGUUCAGUACGAUGAAGAAGCCGGAAAUGCCUGCGCAGGAUAUGGUUUACAGUCGAUACAGUGAGCCACAGGAACCGGUUUUCAACGAUCCAGCCAUUGUGUUUGCGAAGCCUGCCUCCCGAACCGCUCAGCCAAAGGAGAACAACCUUGAUCUGGAAGGAGCGACUCUAGCCAUCAAGAAAAUGCUCCUUCUUCCCGGAGGUGGAAAUCGACCGCUUGCAGAAAGUGGUGCGGAUUCUGUGUUGCCAGCUUUUCCUGUGCAUUCAUCUGUGGCCUCGGUGUCGUCUCGUGCUCCACUUGUUCCUCCUCGCGGAAAUCAUCGGCAGUCGCCUUCAGUUGCUCAAAAUAAACGUUGUGAUUCUUCAGUUAUUCGUAUUCCUCAGUGCUCAUCUUCUGGAGAUUUUCAUAAUGAGAGUUAUUCACAAGCGCUUUCGUUUCUCGAAACCCGUCCAGAGAAUGAGAUAGUGGUUCGCCUGCGUGGAGAAUUGGUUAAUGACGAAGCUAUGCGUCUAAUGAGUGAGACCAUUUCUGUUAACAGAGCCCAAAAAUUAAUCACAAUUUUGUCAAUACAAGUGAACAGAAAUGGUCGUUGCAUACACGAGGUGAAGAUUUCCUAUGCAGGCAAACAGCUGUGCGUUCGGCAGGCUUCGUCGUUAAAAGAUGCUAAAAAUGCUGCCGCUAUGGAAUGCCUGAUUUUACUGAUGAAGCGGUUUCCUACGAUUAAAGUUUCCGCCUCGGAGAAUGCAUUCGUUCAGCCUGUCGCUCGCGAAGAUCUUCUCUCCGGAAGGACGGUGGAUACUAUUCUGGAACGAAUUGAAGCUGAUUCGGAAUCUCAUGGGGUUGUUGGGAGUAAGCGCAGUAUCGGAUGGAAGUUGAUGGAAAAGAUGGGCUGGAAGGAAGGGAAAGGGUUGGGAAAGAAGGAAGAUGGCAUCGUCCAUCCAAUCGACUGUAACAUUAGCGCUUCGUACUCGGUUUACGGUCGCUGGGGAGUUGGCUAUCGCGACAGCGAUUUGGAUUAUCGUUUAAUACUGGAUAGAGCUGAUACAUUGUUCCAGUGUUUCAUUGCCAAUGCCAUUGUCCUGGAUGAUCUGGUCUUUGCCAAAGACUUUUCUCCGCGCGAACGAGAAGUAAUACACAAUGCCGCCGAGAAAUAUGGAUUGAGCCACAACAGUUUGGGCUCUGGAGAUAAUCGGCAUUUGGUUGUGCGUUACAAGUUCAGUCUUCAACAGUUAGUGGAGGAACUCCGACGGGUUGGAGGCCAUACAGAGCGUUAUAAGUUGGUGGAACCGCCAAGCUUUUAUUCGUCCUUGAAAUAAGUGUGUCUUUCUUCAGCCAUCUUUUUAUCGUUUAGUUUCACGUUUUGAGAUCUGUGCUUAUUUUUGAUAUUUUGUCUGUGAUAAAGCGGACAUUGAAGUUCAUGGUGUUGUUUUGGUUUUAACUCGUUACUUUGAAGUUGAAAGAGGAAUCGUUGAAUAAACCGACCGGUAGCAGGCAAGUUCACAGUUGCAAUG